Cutaneotrichosporon cavernicola is the source of this 1959-nucleotide messenger RNA. RefSeq lists its product as uncharacterized. The transcript is spliced from 6 exons. NCBI's taxonomy places the organism in Eukaryota, Fungi, Basidiomycota, Tremellomycetes, Trichosporonales, Trichosporonaceae. The record is from RefSeq and is a predicted model, not a curated record. Bases 1 to 1959 code for a protein of 652 amino acids.
AUGCGCCGCCUCUUCCGGAGCCAUGCCGUGCGGGCAACGGCGCUCCUCGUGGUCGUUACUGCGAGCUACAUGCUCCUCGUCUCGCGCGCGGAUUGGCUGGGCCUCUUCCCGUCCCGAUCGUCAUCCUCCUUCACGCCUUCCACUCAACCCUCACUCCCCGCCCCUCCACGAUACCGCCCUCCGCACGAGGUCGAGCGGACACUCGCGGCCCUACGCAAGUCGUUCGUCGCCGAGUACGCGCGGCACUCGUCUUCGCCGGCCCCCGAGCCGGUGUACGCGGCCCCGUGGCUCAGCAGUGAGCAAGUGUAUAGGUAUGCCGCCAUCGCCAACCCGCCCAAUGGGGUUAUCGUCCCGCGGAUAAUGAUAACAACGAUCACACGCCAGAUCACGCCCCAACUCCCAGACCUGUUAAACACCAUCGCUGUACUUGUCCAUUUCCUUGGGCCUGAGCGGCUGACGUUCUCCAUCCUCGAAGGGCCCAGUGACGACGCAACCCCAUAUAUACUGAGCCGCGUCCUCCGGCCACUCCUACAGCAACUUGGGGUGCCGAACAAGGCUGUCCGGAUUGAGACCAAUGCGCCAAAGAUCAAGUGGGACGAGGUGAACCGCAUCGAGGCGCUGGCCCAACUGCGCAACAAGGCGCUCAAACCCAUGCUUGACAGCUGGUCCGAGGAUAUCGGGCCCAUCGUCUUCCUCAACGAUGUGUUCUUGCACGCAUCUGACAUCCUCGAGCUCCUGUAUCAGCACAACCUCUCCAAGGCGUCCAUCACCACAGCUUGGGACUGGAUGAAGCGCGACCCGGCGCACUUUUACGACGUAUGGGUUGCACGGACUAUUGACACGGGUGACCUGUUCUACCCCAUCCCGGGGAACGAAUGGAAUCCGUCUGACGACAUCCUCAGCACCUCGCCGGCCUCCAAGGAGGCAUUCAACGCCUUGAGGCCCUUCCAGGCUUACUCAUCGUGGAACGCUCUUGCUGUCCUGGACUCGGCUCCGUUCUUCCUGCCGCACAAGGUGCGCUUCCGCCGUGGUGGGAUGGGCGAGUGCGCGGCCAGUGAAUGCCUCCUCAUCUGCUCGGACUUUUGGAAGGCCGGCUACGGGCGUAUCCAGGUCGUGCCCUCGGUGCAGCUUGCGUAUGAGCGUGAUAUUGCGCUCCAGACAGCCAAGAGGUUGCGGCAGGACACAAUGCGGCUGGGUUGGAGGGGAGGCGUGCCGCUCACAGAUACGCCAAUCCAGUGGGAGGAGGAGACUGUCCUAAAUCACCAACAAUCCAAACAGCACAAACUAGCGAAAAUGGCCCUUCUCACUCAGGAUGUUAUCAUCACCCUCCAGGAGGUUUCGGCUGCCAUGACCCGCUGCGCCGCCGCCAUUGAUUCAUCUCUGCGGAACCCCGCUGCCGCAGCCUUUGCGCUCCAGCACCCCGCCGCCCUCUCGACGCUCGAGAGCGGCGCCAUUAUUGCCCAAGGCCUCGCCGCGGCCGUCGCAGCCUCCUCUGAAGGCGCGACUAAGAAGCGCUCCCGCAAGGAGAAGAAGCCCAAGGACCCCAAGGCGCCCAAGCGUCCUCCCUCGGCGUACCUCCUCUACCAGAACAACGUGCGCGAGGGUAUCCGCACCGCCAACCCUAACAUGCCGUACAAGGACGUCCUGGGCGUGAUUGCCGAGCAGUGGAAGGCGCUCAGCCCCGAUGAGCGCAAGGUGUACGAGCACGCGUACAGCUUGGCGACCGAGGACUUCCGCAAGCGCGACUUGGCGUACAAGCAUGACGGGACGAUCCUUCCCCCCACCAUCGGCAUCUCCAACUACUCGGAGCACAAAGACGAGACCGACAGCUCAGACGACAGCUCGAGCGAGGAAGAGCCUCCCGCGCCCGUCCUCCCCAUACCCUCCAAAAAGGAGAAGAAGCGCAAGAGCGAAAUUGAGGUUAAGCCCAAGAAGGGAAAGAAGAACAAGAAGGAUUAA